This is a messenger RNA of Monopterus albus (swamp eel), 4165 nucleotides long. RefSeq names its product Yes1 associated transcriptional regulator (gene yap1). The record is from RefSeq and is a predicted model, not a curated record. NCBI's taxonomy places the organism in Eukaryota, Metazoa, Chordata, Actinopteri, Synbranchiformes, Synbranchidae. Gene Ontology annotation, cellular component: cytoplasm; nucleus. The transcript has 8 exons. Gene Ontology annotation, molecular function: transcription coactivator activity; protein binding. Gene Ontology annotation, biological process: positive regulation of transcription by RNA polymerase II; hippo signaling. The coding region runs from base 546 to 1862 and encodes 438 amino acids.
GUCAUAAAGUUUGAUGUCCUGCCCAAAGUUAAGACUAGAGUGGAGCAAAACUUUUUUUUUUUUCUUAUGGAGUGAACUGCGGAGAUUUGUUGUCCGGACUGCGACUCUGUCUUGUAAAGAAUAUUCCCUAAUACCUUCAGCUUAGCUGAAACACAGAACAAGUGAGAGUCUUCCAGCCAAUAAGUUGUUUUUCGUCUUUAGUGACUGCGUCUGCGUUUUUUUUUUUUUUUUGGAAAACUCGGGGACGGAUGACAAGAGAGAUUCCAGUGUGUAGGAGAUAUGCGCUUUGUUAAAUUCACAAGUAUGCUCUCCAGCAGGAAAACGCUGUCUUUCACUACAGAUUUCGACAGCUAACACACUUUGGAACAACACCAAGUACUCUGCUGUAAAACCUUAGAAUGACUCGGGAUAACUUUUACUGACUGUCGUCGAGAUUUCCAGAUUUCCUGCUGCGUAAAAAAAAAGUUUGGGACUGGCUCAAACUUAUUUUUUGAAUUGCUGAACGCGUCAUUUUCGGACACAAAGUUGGCAGAGGUUUUGGGGCAAUGGAUCCGAGCCAGCAUAACCCUCCUGCGGGACACCAGAUCGUCCAUGUACGGGGUGACUCUGAGACCGACCUGGAGGCGCUUUUUAACGCCGUGAUGAACCCGAAAAACACUAUCGUGCCCCCUUCCGUACCCAUGAGGAUGAGGAAGCUGCCAGACUCUUUCUUCAAACCUCCUGAACCAAAGCCCCACUCCAGACAAGCCAGCACUGAUGCUGGGAGCGGCGGAGCGCUCACCCCUCACCAUGUCCGUGCACACUCGUCCCCGGCCUCCCUGCAGAUGGGAACUGUUUCUGGUGGUUCCCUGUCUGGUAUGACCUCCGCAGGUGCCUCUCCUCAACAUCUCCGUCAGUCCUCUUAUGAGAUUCCUGAUGACAUGCCCCUGCCCCCGGGGUGGGAGAUGGCCAAGACCGCCUCCGGCCAGAGAUACUUCCUUAACCACAUUGAUCAGACCACCACUUGGCAGGAUCCUCGCAAGGCCCUGCUCCAGAUGAACCAGGCUGCCCCGGCCAGUUCUGUGCCAGUCCAGCAGCAGAACCUUAUGAACCCAGCCAGUGGUCCUCUCCCUGACGGCUGGGAACAAGCUGUUACAUCAGAGGGAGAAAUUUACUACAUCAACCACAAGAACAAGACCACAUCCUGGCUGGACCCACGACUUGACACACACUACGCCCUAAACCAGCAGCGAAUUUCCCAGAGUGCUCCAGUGAAGCAGGGAGGCCAGCUGCCUUCCAGCACCCACAGCGGAGUCAUGGGAAGCAACAACCAGAUGAGACUGCAGCAGAUUGAGAAGGAAAGGUUGAGACUGAAGCAACAGGAGCUGCUUCGGCAGAGACCACAGGAGCUUGCUUUAAGGAAUCAACUGCCUAGCAGUAUGGAUCAAGAUGGCAGCACGAACCCCGUGUCUUCCCCUAUGGCCCAGGAUGCCCGGACCAUGACUGCCAACAGCUCUGACCCAUUCCUCAACAGUGGGACCUACCACUCUAGGGAUGAGAGCACAGACAGCGGCUUGAGUAUGAGCAGCUACAGCGUCCCUCGCACUCCAGAUGACUUCCUCAACAGUGUGGAUGAGAUGGACACAGGGGACCCGCUUCCACCCUCCAUGGCAACACAGCCUAGUCGUUUCCCCGAUUACCUGGACGCCAUCCCAGGAACAGACGUAGACCUGGGCACCCUGGAGAGUGACAGCAUGGCAGUGGAGGGCGAGGAGCUGAUGCCCAGUCUGCAGGAGGCCCUGAGCUCUGACAUCCUCAACGACAUGGAGUCUGUGCUGGCAGCUACCAAGAUCGACAAGGAGAGCUUCCUCACAUGGCUAUAGAGGACCCGAGCAGGGUGUGCCUUUCUCCUCUCCGUACACUCUGAACUGCUGCCUGCUCCUGUCUGUGAAGGAGUCCUAGAUGCUUUUACAACACAUUUCAGCGAGCCCUUCUGGACUUCUCUCUGUCUUGGCUUGUAAGGCCACCCUCUUUUGAGGUAGUAUUGUUCUUUUCACUGCUGUUGUCUCCUUAUUUUGUCUGUGUCUUCAAGGCUGGCCCAUGAACAGACAAUUACACAAGGGUCCCCAAAUCUUUCACAGGUGUCUCAGUAAAGGCAUAUUUACCCAGAGGAGGGGUCUCUCCUUCCCCUGUUCUCCCCUCAUAGCUAAACUGGGCAGGCGCAUGUACUCUUCUGCAAGGACUGCCCUCAUCAGUUGUUGCCUUGAGUUUCUGGUUCCCCUUUUUCCUGCAGUAUAACGUGAAGCAGCACUAAUUAGCUGUGUUUGACAUUAUUGCAUCUUGCUCAAGUAGCUUUAUAUUUGGCCUUGUAAGUUGUUAUUCUUUUGUCUUCAACAAGCCUGAUAAACCAAAAAUGAUGUAUUUGAAGCAUAAAGAACAAUACUGAUUUGGAGUAAAGGUAAUGUUAGGCCCAGUUCAGACAUGCUGGCUUUGCUGGGGUGGGGGAUUGGGGGUCUGAGCCCUGGGACCGAAUACAUUGCUGCUUGGCUGUGCCAGCGAGUCUAAGUUAAACAUUUGAUAGAUCAAGUGCCUACUAUAUUUUUUGAGACAAGAGAAACAAAUUUCUAAUGAGCAUUAGGCUGCAUUUACUGUAUACACACCAGCCACACUUCUAGCUAGUGUUCAGUUAUCCUGCUUUUUGUUUUGUUUUAUAAACAUUAUAAGGGGAUUUAGGUAAUUUUUUAACCCUAGCUUCUUUAUAUUAUCUAAAUCUAAUUCAUCAUUCAUUCUUUAUCUUACAUUUUUUUAAUAUUCUUUUAUUUUUAGGUUACUACAUAUGUAUGAUAGCGUAGAUUUCUUUACUAGAUGAACUAAUGCAUCUUUAUCAGGGCCGACUGUUAUUGCAACACCGAGGAAAAGUCUGCCAAGGCCUGUCGAUUCAGUGUUUUGGCUUGUUGUUUUUUACCAUCUAGCCAAUGCUUCGUUAGGCUCUGAUUAACUCUAUAACAUAAUUGUGUGAUUGUCUGCUUGUUGAUCACAUGCAGCUUUUUACUUAUUCCUAAACAAUAACCAAAAAGGCAGAUCUAUCGGUUGACAUGAAACUACAGCUGUUUGAUCAAUCAGUACACAACAGUGUUUGAAAGUGCCUUCCUAAAGAGGCCUGUGAACCCUCCGUGCCAUGCUGCACUGUGUGUUGAAACAAAGGCUUUACAGACUUCAGCUGGGACAAGUUUAAGCAGGUUUAAGAGUCAUGUCGAGGGUUAGUGUUGAAGACUAAGGUUUGACUGACAGCAGUGAUUUGCGCAGAUCAAUUUGCUUUUGUGGCGUAAUAAAUAAAAAAAAAUAAACAGCUAUUUUCUCAGUCAGGAAUAGUUGUGGCAGAUUCCAAAGAUGUCUUUUUAGUGACACUAAUACUUAUUUUCAGAGCCUAGAAACUAUGACUGGUAAAUCAGCAUCUGUAGGAACAAACUGUAUAAGCUAAUGGCGUGUUUAUGUUCAUGGACAUGUCUGACGAGGUCUAGCUAAGAGAGUAUUUGACAAGAUGGUUGUUCUGAGUGACUAAAGGAGAAACAAGUGAUUCUUCUCAGUAGUUUACAGACUGAGAACCUGCUCCAGCCACAGUGGACACAAUACACUGACAAUUCUCUCAAUCACAUGACGUUGAUGUUUACACCUUAGUAGAUUUUUUAAAAUCACUGCAGUAACCUUUGAAUAAUGGUUGGUUUAGGCCUUGCAGGAUUUGGAUGCUGAUUUUGUUGCCAGCUCGCAUUAACUUGAUGGAACAAUGAUUUUUUAAGAUCAGUGAAAUUAACUGCUUUUUUUAUUCCGAGCGAGACACCUCAAGUUUUGAUUUUACUGAUCAUUAAAUUGUGUUUGAUGGAGUUCAGAUGGAUAAAACCAUCUUUGUGAGAACAAUGCAACUAAAACAAGUAGAACACUAAAGUGCUCGUAUUGAAUGGCUACUGAGUUUUCAAUAUGAUGCAUAAUACUUUUUGUCACCAAACGUAUUUUAUGCUUAGUGUGUAACUGUGCAGGUUAGCAUAUUAGGUGUUGACUGCUAUUGUAGCUAAUCACUUUGUAUUUAGCUUUCUAAAUGCACAUUAAAUGAAUUUAUAUUUAGUAAUGAUUUGUUCUUUUUUUUGAUAGAUAUGUGCAUGUGUUUUAGAACAAAUUCUCUGUUACAUUA